AUGGGCACUAAAAGUCGCGCGACGCUACGACGUGAGAAGAAAAGGAAGCAGGUGGGAGAAAUCACGACUGCAUCUCAUCGUAGUAUAUCGGCUCUUUCAAGCUCUACAAAGUCUCAAAAGCAUCAGAAUAAGAAGGAGAAGAGCAUUGAUGACAGCGACUUGGACUUGUCGGACGAUAUGAAUCUAGCUGCAGUCAUCCCGCUACCGUCAUUGGAGGAUGGAGAUAAAGUGAGUGACUUUAUGCAAGAACUGGACAAAGAGAAGAAGGGCAAACGCGCGUGUUUCAAGGCGGAACAGCAUGUUGUGAACGAGAGAAAGAAGAGAUACAGGGAGGAGAAGGCCGAGAAGAUUGUAUGGCGUAAGUUCGACCGAGAGAAUCGUGCGUUUGAGAAUUUCUAUGAACGCUGUUUGGGACUCGAAAAGGAUGAAUUUGUACGCUUUUUGGCAUGCUUGAAAGAACCGCUGCCAGUAUAUCUACGUGUCAAUGGCAAUUACACCAGUUUGAGUGAGAUCGUGACAGGAACCUUGGAAAUGGACUUUAAUCUGAUUGAAGUGACAGUGCCGACGUCUACAAGAGACGGUAAAAUGCAGGUACAGUUUGCACCCGAGCCGUGGUCUCUUGAGAAGAGGUUGUGGAAAUUGUCGGUUGAUAGUAAGACAUUUCGGAAGGUAGAAGGGCUGAAAGCGCUUAGCACGUAUGUGCGUGCACAAGGAUUAUUGGGCACACUUCUCCGACAAGACCCUGCUGCUACUGUGCUGCCGGCGUUCUUGGAUGUGCAGCCUGGUCAACGCAUUCUGGAUCUUUGCGGUGGUGGUGAACAUCGUGCGCCUAUUGUGACGGAGUAUCUGUCUCCUUCUUCUUCUGCUAGCGCUGAAAAUGCGACCAGCUCUAGCGCGACAAGCUUGCUGGUUGUAAACGAACGCGACGCCACGGCGGCGGCGUCGGCGGUACGAAAUUUGACUCGAACACUGCCACUAGAGCGCAAGCUUGUCGUGACAGCGCAUAAAGCAGAGGAGUUUCCUACUCCGGAAGCUGCUGAUGCUCUGUUUGACCGUGUCAUUUGCUGUGCUCCGUGCUCUGGAGAUGGUUUGAUCCGCAAGCUUCCGGAGAAGUGGCGUACUUGGAGUCCUGAGCAAGCGCUGGUACACCACCUCAGCCAAGUGGGUCUGGUAGAACAUGCGCUGACUCUUCUGCGUACUGGUGGUACGUUGUUGUACAGCACACGAUCAUUAAACCCGAUCGAAGACGAGGCAGUGAUAGCUGAGCUGCUUCGCCGCUCGAAGGGUGCGCUGGAACUUGUUGAGACCAAGGAUGUUCUAGCAGGACUAAAGCGCUCGCAUGGCAUAACCAAAUGGGAUGUUCUUGACGUGGCGUCCUGGAAGGAUGUCCCAGAGCACCAGCGGCAUCGUCUCCGUCCGUCCAUGUGGUCCCCGACAUCUGAAGAGUGCAAUGAGAUGCAUCUUGAGCGUUGUAUUCGUGUAUUACCUCACCAUAACGACACCCACGGACUCUUUCUCGCAGUCCUUCGUAAGGUUCGUGAAACAGUCCGUGUAUCUACUGCUGUAGGGCCUGCCCCACCUUCUCAAUCAAAAAUUGUGGUCAAGACAACUGCUUCGAAAAACAAGAAGUCUUUGAAGGCUGAAAAGCCGUAUGGAUGUUUUGCUACCAUUGACAAGCAGCACUUGUCCUCAAUUCGGUCAUUCUUUGCCAUUCGUUGCGAUUCAGUAUUCCUUGAGCGCACAGGUAUGGCUCGUCAAAAGCGUGCAGUUCAUGUGGUGACGCGUGCAGUUGCAGAGCUAGUGACUCACCAGCUUCGCGGACGACUGAGUAUCUAUCGCGCUGGUGUGUUUGCACUAAAACCUGGAACCGGAACAGAGACUGUUUUCUAUGAGCUUACAGAUCAUGGCGCAAGGGCAUUGUUACCUGAGAUGAAUGCUCGUGUCUUAAGCUUGCCGCUAGAUGAGUUUACAUCGUUCCUGCAGUCACGCGAAAUGUGGCUACGGAAUGCUGGUAAACACGCUUGCAAGCAGCUAGCGAAAAUGACCGAGGGUAGUCUUGCUGUCGUACUGGAUGACAUGGAACCCGCUCAAACAGGUGAUCGAGAUAUCGUGCUAACAGCUGUGAAGCGACAUAAUUCGUGCUCAAUCAUGUCAUCGUCUGCAGCAAUUGCGCGUAUCAAAGCUUUGCUAGAGGAACGCAAUGAUGUCGCUGAGAAUGACGAGGACGGUGACGAUUCGUUUGAGUUUUAG
Peronospora belbahrii is the source of this 2250-nucleotide messenger RNA. The record is from the annotation of a GenBank genome assembly. NCBI's taxonomy places the organism in Eukaryota, Oomycota, Peronosporomycetes, Peronosporales, Peronosporaceae.